AACACAAACAGGUCAUGGCCAACAGCAUGUAGCCGAACCGAGCUUGGACUUUUAAAUUCAGACAUUUUAACGGUUUCAUACGAGUUCAUAUAUAUUAUUUUUUUUUAUAUAUAAGCUGCCAGAGAAACAAACCGCUCACCGGAGAUGGGAGUCCCGGCGUUUUUCCGCUGGCUCAGCCGCAAAUAUUCGUCGAUAAUCGUUCACUGUGUGGAGGAGAAGGGUAAAGAGUGUAACGGGGUCCGUAUUCCUGUCGACACCACCAAGCCGAACCCCAACGAGGUGGAGUUCGACAACCUGUACCUGGACAUGAACGGGAUCAUCCACCCGUGCACACAUCCAGAAGACAAACCCGCUCCUAAAAACGAAGAUGAGAUGAUGGUCGCCAUUUUCGAGUACAUCGACCGCCUGUUCAACAUCGUGCGACCCAGGAGAGUUCUCUACAUGGCCAUCGACGGAGUGGCUCCUCGGGCCAAAAUGAACCAGCAGCGCUCUCGGCGGUUUCGGGCCUCCAAAGAAGGAGUGGAGCUGGUGGAGGAGAAGAAUCGCAUGAGGGAGGAGGUCAUCCAGAGAGGCGGUUAUCUUCCACCCGAGGAGAUCAAAGAGAGGUUUGACAGCAACUGCAUCACUCCAGGAACAGAGUUUAUGGACAACCUGGCUCAGUGUCUUCGAUACUACGUCGCGGACAGACUCAGCAAUGACCCCGGAUGGAGGAAUGUCGUAGUCUUCCUGUCUGAUGCCAGCGUGCCGGGUGAAGGUGAACACAAGAUCAUGGACUACAUCAGGAGACAGAGAGCUCAACCCAACCACGAUCCGAACACACACCACUGCCUGUGUGGCGCUGACGCUGACCUCAUCAUGCUCGGCCUGGCCACCCACGAGCCGAACUUCACCAUCAUCCGAGAAGAGUUCAAACCCAACAAACCCCGCCCGUGCGCCCUCUGCGGACAGAUCGGUCACGAAAUCAAAGACUGUCAGGGCGUCGCCAGAGAGAAGCAGGGACAGCACGAUGAGUUUGCGGACUCAAUGCCAGCGUCUGAGCAGGAGUUCAUAUUUAUCCGGCUCUGCGUGCUGCGGGAGUAUCUGGCCAGAGAGCUGACCAUGGCCAGCCUGCCGUUUCCCUUCGACUUCGAGAGGAGCGUAGACGACUGGGUCUUCAUGUGUUUCUUUGUUGGAAAUGAUUUCCUUCCACAUCUGCCGUCGUUAGAAAUCAGGGAGGGAGCCAUAGAUCGCCUGGUCAACAUCUACAAAGACGUCGUGCACAAGACUGGAGGUUACCUGACGGAGAAUGGCUACGUCAACCUGGAGCGGGUGGAGAUGAUCAUGCAGGCGGUCGGCGUGGCUGAAGACAACAUCUUCAAGAAACGCAAAGAAGACGACGAGAGUUUUAAGAGACGGAUGAAAGAAAAACGAAAGAGGGCGAAGCAGGCGGAGCGAGGUCCAGCCUACAUGACCACGGGCCAGUUUGCCCCUCAGGCUCUGGGGAGAAGAGACCGACCGGAGGCCGUCCAGAACGCUCGGCACCAGGCCUUCGACAUGAGGAUGCAGUCCAGGGAGCAACACAACAAGGAUGCCGCUCAGUCUCUGAAGGCCACGAUGAGGAACGGAGGAAACUCGUCUGCAGGGCCCAGCGACAGCUCAGACAGCCGCGGGGUGAAGAGGAAAGCCGAGGACAGCGACAGCGAGCCGGAGCCUGAAGACAACGUCAGGUUGUGGGAGGACGGCUGGAAGCAGAGAUACUACAAGACCAAGUUUGACGUGGACGUGACGGACGAGGACUUCAGGCGGAAGGUGGUCCGGUCGUACGUCGAAGGUCUCUGCUGGGUGCUGCGCUACUAUUACCAGGGCUGCGUCUCCUGGAAAUGGUACUUCCCGUUCCACUACGCCCCGUUCGCCUCCGACUUCAAAGACAUUAAAGGAUUGUUCACAGAGUUCGAGAAGGGGACCAAACCGUUCAAACCACUGGAGCAGCUGAUGGGAGUGUUUCCUGCCGCCAGUGGCAACUUCCUGCCGGAGACGUGGCGAAGCCUCAUGAUGAGUCCGGAUUCUUCCAUCAUCGACUUCUACCCCGACGACUUCGCCAUCGAUCUCAACGGCAAGAAAUACGCCUGGCAGGGCGUGGCCUUGUUACCUUUUGUGGAUGAACGUCGGCUGAGGGCGGCGCUGGCUGACGUCUAUCCCGACCUCACACCUGAGGAAGUGAGAAGAAACAGCCUGGGGAGCGACUUGCUGUUUCUCGGGAAGUCUCACCCGCUCUUCGACUUCAUCCACGAACUCUACCGAGCAGAAUCUCUCGAGGGCACUGAGAUCCCUGCAGAGCUGUGCCAUGGAAUCCAAGGUACAUUAAAUCUUGAUGACGACCCUAUUCUACCAGAUAAGGCGGUGACGUCGCCCAUCCCGAUGCUGCGAGACAUUUCACAGAACAGCGCCAUCGGGGUGAAGUACAAGGAUCCGCACUAUGCAGAAGACUUUGUGUUCAAGGCAGUUCUCCUGUCUGGAGCCAAGAUGCCCAAUAAAGUCCUGAAGCCGGGUGACUGGGAGCGAGGGAACAGGGAACCAUGGAGACCUCAGCUGGGCUUCAACCCAAACAGGCAGCAGGCUCACCUGGACCAGUCCGGCUUCAGAGCUCUAGGUCACAAUCUGAACAGAAACCAACACGGCAGAGGACAGUACAGCAACGCUCCGCCACCCGGCAACUACCAACAAGGAUACCGUCCUCAACACGGCGGGGGCCACCAGCCUUUCCAACAUUCCAGGCAGAACAGUUUGCUGGGAGCGCCUCCCCCCUUCCAGCAGCCUCAAUAUCCAAGGCAGCAGCAGCAGCAGUACGGAGGCGGAGGAGGAGGAGGAGGAGGAGGUCACGGCUGGGAUCGGGCCUCGCAGUCGCAGCAGUCGGCGUACCAGCAGAACGCGGUCCGCGGUCAGGGAGGGGCCGGUUCCAGCAGCUACCAGCAGCGCUACGAUCAGCGCCGAGACGGCUGGCACGAGCGCCGGGACGAUCACAGAGACGAUCGCAGGGACAACCGAGGGCAGCAUCAUCAGAGCUACAGCUCCAGCAGGAGUUACCCUCCACCUCCUCCAUCCAGACGCUACACCUGGAAAUAAAGCGACGCCCGGCUGGACUCUGGUUUGUCUUUGUACGAGACACGGCGUCUUUUUUCAUUUUAGUGUCUUUUUCUUGUACGAUUUAAAUUUUUUGGUUUUUCCUUUUUAUUCCACUUAGACAAAGUUGUUAUGUAACUUGUGAUUUUUAAGAUGAACGCCUGUAAAACUUGUAAAAAAAAAAAAAUAUACAAGUGAGUGAAGGAAGUGUCCGGCUGUUUGUCUGACCUGAUCUAU
Larimichthys crocea (large yellow croaker) is the source of this 3336-nucleotide messenger RNA. It is a transcript of the gene xrn2, whose product is annotated as 5'-3' exoribonuclease 2. The record is from RefSeq and is a predicted model, not a curated record. Gene Ontology annotation, molecular function: RNA binding; zinc ion binding; 5'-3' RNA exonuclease activity. NCBI's taxonomy places the organism in Eukaryota, Metazoa, Chordata, Actinopteri, Sciaenidae. Gene Ontology annotation, cellular component: nucleus. Gene Ontology annotation, biological process: nuclear-transcribed mRNA catabolic process. The coding region runs from base 145 to 3102 and encodes 985 amino acids. The transcript has 31 exons.